AAAAGCUGCAACGUCAAAGGAUCCAUCGUAGUGCAUCUCUGGUUUCCAUCUAUAACAGAUUUCAAAAUGUGGAUACAUCAAGUACUGCGUAUCAUUUUGCUGGGGUGCUGUGGCUUCGUCUUCGUCUCUGGCGGAUCAGUUCAAACGGAAGGUACAACUGUUGCGAAUGAUGGCGAUAUGGUAACACUGUCCACCGAACUCAAGCCCCCGCCACUUCCGUCUGCGGGUGAACACCGCGGAAUCGUUUACCUGGUCAAUCAGUUCGGUGCCAGAAACAAAACUACUGACAUCUCCGAGGAAAAUGGUGAAAAUAUCCAGGUCGAUAACGGCCCGGAAAUCAUCGGACCCACAGCUUCUGCAAUUCUUAUUGACCAAGAAGAAAACAAAAAAAUCACUUCAGACGACUUGACCGGGAAUUUAGGAGAAGACUAUGCUACGGCUCAAAGUACCGAUUCGAAGAAAACGCCGAAAGAAAUUGGUGUCGAGACGAUUGUCUCUAAAAACCGUGAUGUCGCAGUGGGUAAACUCAAAAUGCUGAGGAAGAUUCGUAGCAAGAGAACUCCAUCCAGAAAAUGCUACUCCUGCGGAGGCGGAGGUGGUGGCGGAUAUGGUGGCUACCCAAAUCGUUCUUAUGGUAGAGGGGGUGGAUAUGGUGCUGUUGCAAUCCCCGUAUUUGUUGUACCUGUCGGCGUGUAUGGCGGCGGCGGCGGCGGAGGUUGGGGCAAAGGACACCACGGAGGUGGGGGCGGAGGUGGAAACUAUGGAGGUGGUGGAUAUUACCCAGUAGGAGGCGGAAGGGGUGGUGGCUCUCAAUCCUCGGCACAAGCUUCAGCUCAGUCGUCUAGCUGGUCGUAUUAGCCGAAAGGCAAAUUCGAGUUCACCGUGCCUUUGUGCGUGACGAAGAAUUACCGCUUCAAGUCGAGACAGGAAGUGCAGAAAUAACGAUGAACACGAUUGAUCAUUCAAUAUUUAUUAGUGCUCAAAACGAUUAAAAAAACGUAAAUAAUAAAGCAAGAAUUUUUAUUGUAA
Neodiprion fabricii is the source of this 1029-nucleotide messenger RNA. RefSeq names its product keratin, type II cytoskeletal 1-like. The transcript has 6 exons. The record is from RefSeq and is a predicted model, not a curated record. The coding region runs from base 67 to 858 and encodes 263 amino acids. Lineage: Eukaryota; Metazoa; Arthropoda; Insecta; Hymenoptera; Diprionidae.